Messenger RNA from Melopsittacus undulatus (budgerigar), 3621 nucleotides. RefSeq names its product protein O-glucosyltransferase 1 (gene POGLUT1). Gene Ontology annotation, molecular function: UDP-xylosyltransferase activity; UDP-glucosyltransferase activity. The record is from RefSeq and is a predicted model, not a curated record. Lineage: Eukaryota; Metazoa; Chordata; Aves; Psittaciformes; Psittaculidae. The coding region runs from base 47 to 1213 and encodes 388 amino acids. Gene Ontology annotation, biological process: positive regulation of Notch signaling pathway; protein O-linked glycosylation. Gene Ontology annotation, cellular component: endomembrane system. The transcript has 11 exons.
CCGGAGGUGGGUCGCGCAUGCGCAGUACGGCGGAGGUGGUGGCAGCAUGCGGCGGCGGGCGCUGGCGUUAUGGGCGCUGCUGUGGUGGCUGGAUCCCGCCAUGGCGGGCGGUCCCGCAGAUGCCAAAUGGAAAACAAUAACAGACCAAAUUAAGAAAGCUGUGGAAGUCUAUAAGCCAUGUGUAAAGGAGAAUUGCAGCUGCCACCAAAGUGUCUGGAAGCAGGACCUGGCUCCUUUUCAAGGUGGCAUUUCCAAGGAAAUAAUGUCAGAUGUGGUGAGCCGGAAGCUCGGGACACACUACCAGAUCAUUAAGAACAAAUUGUACCGUGAGCAGGACUGCUUAUUCCCUGCAAGAUGCAGUGGAGUUGAGCACUUCCUUCUGCAGAUCAUCAACCGCCUCCCUGACAUGGAAAUGGUGAUCAAUGUGCGAGACUACCCCCAGGUCCCCACAUGGAUGAAACCCAUUAUCCCAGUCUUCUCCUUCAGUAAGACAUCCGAUUACAAUGAUAUCAUGUAUCCUGCCUGGACAUUUUGGGAAGGAGGACCAGCUGUUUGGCCAAUUUACCCAACAGGUUUAGGGCGCUGGGACCUCAUGAGAGAGGACCUUAGAAGAUCUGCAGAAAAAUGGCCAUGGAUGAAAAAAAUCUCUAAAGGAUAUUUCCGAGGAUCCAGAACGAGCCCUGAGAGAGAUCCACUCAUUUUGCUGUCCCGAGAAAACCCAGAACUCGUUGAUGCUGAGUACACCAAAAACCAGGCUUGGAAAUCUGAAAAGGAUACAUUAGGAAAGCCUGCUGCAAAGGAAAUUCCCCUGGUUGAUCACUGCAAAUACAAGUAUCUGUUCAAUUUCCGGGGAGUGGCUGCCAGUUUCCGGUUGAAACACCUUUUCUUAUGUGGUUCACUUGUCUUUCAUGUUGGAGAAGAGUGGUUGGAAUUCUUUUAUCCGCAGCUGAAGCCUUGGGUCCACUACAUCCCAGUCAGAUCGGACCUCUCUGAUGUCAGGGAGCUGUUGCAGUUUGUAAAGGAAAAUGAUGCCAUAGCACAAGAAAUUUCAGACAGGGGACGCCAGUUCAUCACUGAGCACUUGCAGAUGGAGGAUGUCUCUUGCUACUGGGAGCAUCUGCUUUCUGAAUAUUCCCAAGCCUUGACUUACAAAGUGAAAAGGAAGAAGAGCUACAGUGAGAUUGCUCCUGAACGGCUGAAAACAGAACUGUAGGGACUUUUCUGUUUCUUCUUUUUUUUCAGGCUUCUUCAACUCAGACUGAUGUCUCUGGAAAUCUGAAGAUCAGUGUAUCUUCUUUCUUGUUCACUCAGACUUCUUAUUCUUUACUCUAGAACUGCAGAGAGGAGCAGUAGGCUGCUGAAAUCACUCCCAUACAGUGGGACCCAGUUGUACUGUUGCUGGAAGAUUGUUUAGUACAGUGUUGGAUGAUGAUAGCUAUUGAAUGGGGCGGUUAUGGUCAUGCCUGGAAGACGGUUGUUAGCAUCUGGGACUUAGUUACUUACCUGCCUCAGAAUGAUCCUAAAGCCUAUGCAGUCAUGAGAAACCUUUCUGUGAAUUUUACUGGACUUUUUACCAAGUUUUCUGUACUUGUGGGCAAGACAACAACUGUCAGUGGCAGUCAGGAGAUACCUGCCCCUUUGGCAAACAGUCAAUGUUUUCUCAUCUGUGAGGGUAUUAAUACUCAAGGUAUUAGGUGUUCUCUGACAAAAGCAUGUACUGGGAUUUGGGUUCACCUUUUUGUGUAGCUUAGAGCUUAAUGUUUAUAUUAGGUUUUAGAGGUGGUUUAGAGGUUGAUGGUGUGAUUUAAACCCAGCUGGUAACUCAGAAGCAUGCAGCUCUUUGCUCACUCUCCCCCUUCUUGCCCCACUCUGGGCACAAUAAGGAGGAGAACUGAAAUAAUGUAAACCCCACGGGUUGAGAUAAAAACAGUCCAGUAACUGAAGUAAAAUAUAAAACGCCUACUACUAAUGAUAAGGGAAAUAACAAGGGGAGAGAAUAUAACACUAAAAAGAGAUAGGAAAAACAAUGAGCACAAGAGAUGCACAAUACAGUCGGUCACCACCCGUCCACCAAUACCCAACCCUUCCCGAGCAGCGAUUGGUCCCCUCUGGGUAACUCCGCCCAGUUUCUGUCCUGGGCAUGAUGUGCUGUGGUAUGGAAUACCCCUUUGGCUAGUUUGGGUCAGGUAUCCUGGCUCUGCUUCCCCUGCUUCCUGUGCCUCUUGUCACUGUCAGAGCAUGAGACUGAAAAGUCCUUGAUCUGGUUAAGCGCUGUUUGGCAGCAACUAAGCCAUCGGUGUGUUAUCAGCAUUGCUCUCAGACUAAAGCCAAAACAACAGCACUGAACAAGGAAGGAGAAAAAUAACUUGCAGCUGAGCCCAGGACAGAUGGCAAGGCUUUGACAUGCCAUUGAAGGGAUGAGUGGUCCUUGGACAGUUAAACUACCUACCUCACAGGGGAGCAGACAGUGAUGUUAACAUUACACAGUGCUGAGCCUGAGUAGCACAGUCAGGUGACUGGCAACUGAGAGAAAGAUGGUUUGUCCUCCCAACAGAUGAGCUGGGUGCCCAAACAGCCAUGCAGAACUGAGCCUCUUGUACAAGCUCCCACUGGUUGACUGGCCUUAAGGUCAGCAUCCAAGGACCCUGAAGAACCCAGAGAAAGGAUAUGCAGAGGUGGAUUCAGCUUUUAUUUUUUCCAAGUGUUCACAGAUUCUCUGCUCUGAUCCCUUCUGCAGUCAUUCUAGGGUUGCUUUUGGUUGGGUUUUUUUUGAGGCUGGUAGCAAUUCUGCUCACUUCAGUGUUUGCUUUUCCUCCCCACAGCCUCCUUUUUUUCCUCUCCUUCAGUCUGUUUGAAGCAAUGUCUCCAGUCACACAGUGGCAGCUACUCCUCACAACUCAUUUUGAGUUCAGUCAUAGAUUGCUUGCAUGUACUGUAUUUAUGCCCACUGCAGGCUGAUCAGCCAGAGGGAGUGCAAUAUUUGAGAUUCUCUGCAGCCCCUGAGUUGAAGGGCCUGAAGGAAGCAGCAUCUUCUCUGGCAUCCAGGCAGGUGCUCAGAAGAGCAUGGGUGGCAGCAGCAUGGGAUUGCAGGAGGGCUGCUGCCUCCCAGGUGAGCAUCCUUGAUAAAGUGGCCUCAAGGCUCAAGCAUGCUAGUGAAAGAGAGGGACUGCCACAGCUCACAGCUUCCUCUGCUGUCAGUUUGGAUCUGGGGAGAAGAAAACACUACGAGGAACAGUAAUGCCAAGCACACCUGCACAGGUAUGUGCUCACACAGUGAGAGGCCUGGCAGCACUGCCAGGCCCCAGUGCAGGGGUUUAACUGCUCCAGUGCUGGUUCAACAGGGGUCAAGGUACUAGAAUGGCCUGGUUUCUGGGGAAAAGAGCUGUGCAAGAGUGAAAAGGGCUUUCUGGGUUUGUAUUUUUAGUCACUGGAGAGAGAAUCACAGAAUACCAGGUUGGAAGGGACAUUGAGGAUCAUCUGGUCCAAUCUUUCUAGGCAAACGGCAUCACUUCCCUGGGGAGAUUAUUCCAGACAACAUUCUGAAAUGGUUAUGUAUGGUAUUUUUAGUCCUUUUAUAAUUAAGUGCUUUUGGAAUAAAACGAAGUUUUGUUGGACUCAUCA